Molecule: messenger RNA, 2457 nt
Organism: Durusdinium trenchii
Lineage: Eukaryota; Dinophyceae; Suessiales; Symbiodiniaceae
Source: the annotation of a GenBank genome assembly
AUGGCCACGGAGCGCUGGAAGACGGCGCUGAGAGUCGACAGCGCUGAUCGCCUUGAAGAGGCUUGGAUCGCCAUCGACUUUUCCAUCGGAGAAGAUGAAAUACUGCGCCACCUAGCUGAUCUCCCGCCUGACCGGCCCAGCACGCCUCUUGGCUAUGAGCUGGAAGACCACCGAGUUCGACACGCCCGCUGGAACACAGCUUUUGUUGCAGAAGCUCGCACUGGACAGUCUCCAGACAUCCUGAAAGCCACUCGGGGCUUUCUUGAGUUUGAUGCGAUCACUAAAGUCACUGAAGCACUUCAAACCCUAUGCGACGAGCAACUGGCAGGUCGCUGCCAGACCCACUCCGUGGCCUACCAGGAGACGUUCUUCAGUGAGGAUGACUACCUGCCGUGUGGUGAAUCCCAACCAAGCUGGACGUCAACGCUACAACUGUGGCAGCACGAAGCACUUUGCUCGCGGCAGAAAGGCAAACCAAAGGGCAAGGGCAUUGGCAACCCCUCACCGGUCGUGAACACCUACAACUCUGAGCUGUACGCGGCCCUUCCGUUCAACAAGGGACUCUUCAACAGUGGAGCCACCGCAUCAGCUGCACCGCAGGAAACCCUUGAAGCCCUUGAAGGCCUAAUCCAGGCCGCGUUGAAGCAAGAUCGCUCAGCUCAUGUCGACGUGGCGCAGAAUGAGAGACCCUUGCUCAGGUUUGGAAGCGGGAAGUGGGGUCACGCACUCUACCGGGUUCGCAUUACCUCGAACGCUUCCGGAGAACCUGGCACUUUUGCGGUCUUUUCCCUGCCGAACCCGGCCGAGUACCACCAUCCGGACUUCGACAAGACGACCUUGGCGCGCGUCUUCUCCGACGACCACCUCUUAAAAACCAUGGAGUACAAGAGCUGGAACUACAACCCGCUCUCGCUGAAGGAGGAAGGUGAUGCAUGGCUGGACCACCAACGUGGCACGGACCUGCAAAGACUGCGCACUAUGAACCCCAAUGAUCCUGGCGCCUACAAGAGCCUGAUGGCAGUACCAUGUGAAACACUUUGCGCCGCCUUCAGAUCCUGCUGCACUAUUCCCAUGGAAGACGAUGAGGAGUACACCCCAUCCCUGGGACCACCUGAAGAGGAGGAUCCGACGUCUGCUGCAGAACCACCGGAUCCAAACGAGCUCGACUUGAAGAGACUGACGCUCUUGAAAGAAGCGCACCAGGAAGUCACUGACCUGAACAUCUACGAAGCUCUCCUGGAUUUGUCCUUCUUGGUCCGCAAGAUCAACGCCGCCGAGGUCAAUCUGAAACGGCUGACGCCGAUUGAGCAAGCUCUUUUCCGCUUCGCCAAGGGCAAGGAAGUCAAUUCCUUCAUCAAGAACAUCGCCGUCCACAAGUGCCUGAACGACGAAGAAGUUCGGCAAGCCUACACCUCCGGACGCAUCGUCCGUGCGAGAUGGGUGUUGACAUGGAAGGCGAUUCCUCCUGAUGAACGUGCACUUGCUGCCAAAGAAGCUCUCGAAGAAGGAACUGUUGCGCACCCUGAUGGCACAAAGAAGGCGAAGGCCGAUGAGGAACUUUGGACAACCGGCGUGGCCGAACUGGAGGAAGCGCUUCAAGUUCCACAGAAUGCAACGCUUCCACAACUGGAGCACGAGGUCAUUGGUUUGACCUUCAUCGCACCUUGGAAAAGUGCGGAGCAAAGGCUGCCUUGGGAGAACGCUGCCUCUGGCUCUCCUCCGCCGAGAAGGAUAACGCCUACAUUGAUGGCCUGGCUGACCUUCAAAUUGAUCCUGAACGCCUUCGAGGUGAAGGACAGCUCACAAGCGCGGAGAUCAAUGAAUGCGACCCUUGGAGGACUCCAAUGGCUGGCCACUCAACCGCAGUUGAACGCAAGACGCAACCUCCUCAUCUCUGAGCUCCUCACUGACUCAACCCUACAGUCCAUGGUGAUGGAAGUUCGCCGUGACCACUACACCCUGGAAUACUUCCGCAUUCCAACUGCCGCCACAUGGGCAGAUCUGGUCUUCAUCACCUUCGGCGAUCAAGCGCACAACAACAGGCCAAAAGGCGACUCCACCGGUGGGAUGAUCACCACACUGGCUGGCCCAGAAUGCAAAGAUGGCCAUGUGUGCAAGAUGAUGCUCCUCCAAUGGAAGACUUGGAAGCUUCGCCGCAAGGGUGCUCUGGUCAGAUCAACGGUGGUGGACACCUUUGACAAAGUGUCCGAGAAGAUUUGGUUGAGCAGCAAGCUCGACUGGUGGCAGCGCUCCAAGCCUCUCAGCUUCGAGACAGUCUCCAAAGGGUCGGCUCGGAACUUCGAUGGCUGGCGUCGGACUAUGACAAAGAAGAAGGCCGACUGCCGCGAUGGCCUGGAGACCUUCAUGAAGACUGGGAAGCGGCGCAUCCGCUUCGACCCGGAGUUCAACUCCUACCGCCGCAACAAGAAGAGCGGACACACCGCCAGCAAGAGGUGA